AUGGUUGUCCUUCGCUUCCCGCAGCACAUAUCUGUUUACUGCGUCCUGCUUUGUUCGGCCCUCCAGAUCAUUGGCGGCGGCGAAAGUGUUCUCCUGGCCAUGAACCUUUCAAUCGCCGCCGAUAUCAUUCCCACGGCUGCCAGGGCCAACUCCUUUAUUCGCAUGGCCGUUGCAAAUUACGUCGACCGCUUUGUCGCCUCGUCUGUCUCUUCGAGGCUCAUGUAG
Messenger RNA from Hirsutella rhossiliensis, 225 nucleotides. RefSeq lists its product as uncharacterized. The transcript is spliced from 2 exons. The record is from RefSeq and is a predicted model, not a curated record. Bases 1 to 225 code for a protein of 74 amino acids. Lineage: Eukaryota; Fungi; Ascomycota; Sordariomycetes; Hypocreales; Ophiocordycipitaceae.